Molecule: messenger RNA, 893 nt
Organism: Loxodonta africana (African savanna elephant)
Lineage: Eukaryota; Metazoa; Chordata; Mammalia; Proboscidea; Elephantidae
Gene: DLEU7
Product: deleted in lymphocytic leukemia 7
Exons: 3
Coding region: 1-585 (194 amino acids)
Source: RefSeq, a predicted model, not a curated record
AUGGCCAGCCCCGCGCCCUUGGUGGCCUCCAUUAGCCCCCAAAUGGUGGCUCUGCAGACCCUGCAGCUGUUGCAGCAGGAGUGGGGUUGGGGGGACGGUCCGGGCGCCUCUGGGAGCCCGCGCGACCCGGACCACGCGUCCGCCGCCCCGGCCCGUCGCUCAGGCCAGAGCCGGCCUGGGCGGGGUCCGGGCGCCGGGAGGGGGCGGCGGGGCUCCCCAGAGAUGGAGGCGGUGCGAGGCGCCGAGGGAGGCGCGGAGCUGCUGCCCUUCCCCCGGGCCCGCGGGCCCUGCGCCCCGGCCCGGAUGGCGAUGCGCAGCGCGCUGGCCAGCGUGGUGGACUCGACCUCGGAGCUGGUCAGCGUGGAGCAGACGCUGCUGGGCCCCCUGCUGCAGGAGCGCGCCUUUCCCAUUUACCUGAAGGAUAGUGUUGAGUUUAGAAACAUCUGCAGUCCUCUGGCUCUACAGAUUGAAGGACAGCAGUUUGACAGAGACUUGACUGCUGCCCACCAGUGUUUGAAGACAAUAGUCAAGAAGCUGAUUCAGUCGCUUCCUUCGGAUUCGCACGUGGAGCUUGUGCUUCCUUGAGACAGAUCUUACAGAAUCACCCAGGUGCAUGAGUGUUAAAGACACCAGGGUUAAAACCACGCCUAGCGCUACUAAAAGAACUAUGGACUUGGCCUUUCUAAUUAAAUCAGCAGACAAUGGGUGUUUCGUCACCAGUAAGGAGAGCCGUGAGAGCAUCUGUAGCUGUGUGACCAGUGGCAUCUGCGGCCUUCAGAAUUCUAGCAUGUCGGUGAAGUUUUUAAAAACAGUAUUUCACAUUUUCAAGUAUGUUGACAUCUUUGCUGACUUUUUGAUGGAAAUAUAUUCUACUUUAUGCAGCUGAAUGGAUU